AUGCCCUCACCUGAUCACACCGAGCCGGCCUCGAAUUGGGACUUCACCGCAGUGCUUGACCUCCUCCGGUCACCCACUUACGGUGAUGCCUCUACUGCCGCGCGCUACCCUGACCCCAUAGAUCACCCGCCCUCUGGGGGCCAGUCAAGGGAAAAUGUGUCCAAGGUUGGGGAUGGUGACUGCAGGGCAGCUACAGAGGUAAAGCCUAAGCGAAGUCACACCCAACUUGGAGACUUUGGGUCUCUUUGGGAUCUCCUCAUCUCAGAUCGGGCUCCUAAGAACACACCUCUUGGCGACCCCACACCUGGCCCAUCGCUCAAUACCCCUUCAACGAUUCUCAAGCGGACUUCCCGCGGUGGUACAACUACCACCGAAUCAUACCACACCACUUCUAAGCAUGCACCUUCAUUGACUUCCUCGAAACCUCUUGUUUCCAGUGAUACCGUUUUGGGCUGUUCUUCACGUUCAUAUAAUGAAACUCAUAAUCAACCUCCUAUGACCAUUUUCAAACGAGCCACGGACCAUGUGGAGACCCCUUUACCACCUCGAACGCCCUCAAAGCCGAUUCCUGGCGCUAGCAAUACAAAGACUCCGAGAGCUAAAGUUAAAGCCAAGGCCAAGUCUACCGGGAAAGACGCCAAUUUUACAUCUGAAUGGGUUUCCGAAAGCAGCGCAGAGGCGGAAUCGGACUCUAGCACUAUCAUCUUCGAUUCUCCUAUUAUCAAGAAGUCUGGAACCCUGUCGUUUGUUCCGAUACAAGUGGGCACCACAGACGCACGGACUGGCCAGGAUGACACCCCGCCAUCGUCGUACGAUGACCCGAACUUGUUUUCGGACGCGGACAUUACCCGGAAUAUCAUUACUACCCCCUUAGGAAUCCGGGUCCUUCCUGCUGUGUACAAGACCGCAACGGACAGACGAGCUGGUUUGAUAAACAAGCUCAUCCAUCGAUUUCCCGAUUACGCUCGACACGUGUCGCAGGCAGGAAGUUCGUCUUCUUCAAAGAAGAAUCUUGAAGAACGCCCUGUCCAUGUCUUUGUCGAUAUGUCCAAUAUCAUGGUUGGAUUCCACGACUCGGUAAAAGUCUCGCGGAACAUUCCCAUCACAACCAGAAUUCGUCGCCUCCACAUGUCUUUUGCCAAUUUCUCUUUGAUCAUGGAACGGGAUCGCCCUGCCACCAAGAGAGUUUUAGUAGGUUCAGACCGACUGCCAUCGAUCGACGAAGCCGAGAAGUUAGGCUACGAAGCCAAUAUUUUAGACCGUGUUCACAAGAACAAACAUACGACUCCACGCGCGUCCAAAUUCCGAAAGGGGCCCCAGAUUGCCAGUGGACCUGAGACGGUCAGCAAUCCUGGAAACCGAUGGGUCGAGCAGGGCGUGGACGAAAUUCUGCACCUGAAGAUCCUGGAGUCCCUCUUGGACACGGAUGAACCGGCGACGAUCGUGUUGGCGACUGGAGAUGCGGCGGAAGCCGAGUACUCUGGUGGCUUCAUGCGCAUGGUGGAGCGUGCGCUUCAGCGUGGCUGGACCGUGGAGCUGGUUAGCUUCUCUCAGGUGACGAGCUAUGCGUAUCGUAGGAAGGAGUUUAGAGAAAAAUGGGGGGAUCGCUUCCGGUGGAUUGAGUUGGAUGACUACGUGGAGGAACUUUUUGAUUAA
Molecule: messenger RNA, 1656 nt
Organism: Penicillium maclennaniae
Lineage: Eukaryota; Fungi; Ascomycota; Eurotiomycetes; Eurotiales; Aspergillaceae
Product: NYN domain-containing protein
Exons: 2
Coding region: 1-1656 (551 amino acids)
Biological process (GO): protein import into nucleus
Cellular component (GO): nucleus
Molecular function (GO): small GTPase binding; guanyl-nucleotide exchange factor activity
Source: RefSeq, a predicted model, not a curated record